Molecule: messenger RNA, 1889 nt
Organism: Penaeus vannamei (Pacific white shrimp)
Lineage: Eukaryota; Metazoa; Arthropoda; Malacostraca; Decapoda; Penaeidae
Biological process (GO): regulation of transcription by RNA polymerase II
Cellular component (GO): transcription regulator complex; nucleus
Molecular function (GO): DNA binding
Source: RefSeq, a predicted model, not a curated record
AUGUCAUCUAUCGAAGAGCUAAUAGAGGCUGUCCGUCGCGAGAGUGUGCUCUAUGACACCGGGCAUCCCGACUAUGCAAAAGGCAGUUUAAAGGAUGAGAUUUGGGCUCAGAUUGCUAGCGCUCUACAGUACAAGGACGGUGAGUAGGACAAGAAAUGAAACCGGUAACGCCGCACCAGUUCGGACUUCGCGGCGCCAUGUUGUAAAUGGAGCAAGUUCCGAGGCGCGCCAUGUCUCGUGCGGGAGAGAGGGCGCAGUGGCGAAAGACACGUGGCUGAAAAUACGGAACUGUCACCGCGAUGCCCUCAGGAGGCAGAAGAAACUGAAGGGCAGAACCGGCUCGCGUGCGGCUGCCAUCAAGCCAUGGAAGUAUCAGCAACAAAUGGAGUUUCUGAUACCGUACAUGGCCAUCAGUACAAAUGUCAGUGACGCUGACAUUGACGCUCUAGGAAUAACGGAAGGCGACAACAGAUCAGAAGAUCCCACCGCCAUCCCAUGUGAAUAUCUGUUUCCCUCCAUCGUGCAUGAUGAGGAUGAUGUUGAAGGUCACGAUGACGAUGGCAGCACGAGCAGCGUAGACGUUUCAACUCUUUCACAGGAAAUGAAGAAAAGGAAAAUUGUAGAUAUCCGGAAGGAGAGAACGGAUAUUAGUGUUUUGUUCAAGCAGUCUUUGGAAAACCGUGAAAGGACAUCCCGAGAGAGGUUGCUGGAAGGAAAAGAGACGCAUGGACGGCUGGAGGAAGGAGACCCACUGUACUACUUUUUCAUGAGCAUGUACACAACGACGGCCAAAAUGCCGCCAGCGUCACAACACAUGAUCAAGCGAGAAGUCUUCCGCAUAGUUUCUGACGCAGAGGAGGCUUUGCUAGCUAUGCCACUUUAUCCUACAGAUCAUUCCUCUCCGCCCUAGCAUAAUUUGAACACUUGUUCUUUUAAAUAGUAGAAAUGCCUCUUACAUUCAUUGCAGUCAUCCAUUCCACUGACUUCCUAUAUUAUCACUGGAUAAUACAAAUAUCAUUAUAUUUUGUAAAUUGAAGUAUCUUUGGCAGUAUCUUUUUUUUUAUUGGGCUAAGGCAUUCAUUCUUUGUGAUUGUUUAUCUUGAAAAUGAUUUCGGCCUGUUUGAAAUUGUCAUUUCUGACGGCCUUGAAAUCAACAUUUGAUUUUCUGUGUUCUCUUCUAUAAUUAUGAAUACAUAAUACACACAGUCUUUUCCCAAGCACGUAGUAUGAAGUUUGUUACUUACACUUCAAACUGGAAAUAUUUCAUUAUAUAUCUAAAACAUAGCUUGUCACACUUUGUUACCAAAAAUGUAUGCUUUAUCUUCUGUGCAAUUAUUCAAUUUUAAAAGCCAGAACUAAGUAUCCUCGGUUUUGUUGGGUCUCAUUGGGUUCUCUUUUAUUAUAUUCCCUUAUGGGUUAUAAGCUUUUAAAAAAGAAGCAAUGAUUUUAUACUCAGAAUAAUGCAUUACAUUUGAAAUAGUUUAGGCCUUAUUUACAUAAAUAUCAGUGUGUUUUUAUAACAUGAGAUUCAGGCCCAAGGACUUUAUUUUACUUACAUUCAUAUCCAUUACAGUAAAGGUAUAAAAAAAACACCUCUUUGUUUACACAAAUAGUGGUUCAUAACAACUAAGCUUUUUCCUAUAUAAUUUGUCAUUAUCGAAAAUACUUUUUUUUUGUAUUCAGAUACCUAUGUAUUGACUAAUAUACACUAUCAUAAAAAGAAAGUUAAAAGUUGAAUCAAUUUUUUCAACAUUAUAUAGGUCCUACAAUAUAGAGUAUUACUAGCCUGUGCUACAUUUAUGUUCAAUUGUAUUUAAAUUGUGAUAUGUACUAUUAUAUAAUUAUUAACUUCUCAGUACCAACUCUGGUUUUUAAUAUGGUAUGUAAAG